UAAAACCGAAGGGAAAAAAAAUCGUAAUCUCUUCUGAGCUCGCCCCUGGCGAAUCCAAAACCCUAACCCUAGAAGAGAAGAUAGGGCUCCAAUUCCUUCAAGAAUCGGCUAUCUUCCCCUCUUUCAGAUCAAGCUCUCAACUUUUGCAGAAAAUUCGACAAUUUUAGGGUUCUUUUGAGGUAAAUUUCAAGGGUUCCUCACUUUGAGUGGUCAACUCCUGUCAAGAAUGACAAUUGCGCUCUGUUGAGGGGUUUAAGGUUUCAAUGGAGAGUAAUUUUCAGUCUGUUAAGGGGAAGAAGAAGAAGGGAACAUUUCACGAUAUUGAGAAUAGUGAGGGUUUGAGGGGCAAAAAGAGUGAGGAUAGACGGAGUAAAGUUCCAUCUCAUGUACCAUGGAUUCCUCGGCCUCAAGAAGAGUAUAAUAUACGGGUAAACAAUUCAAACAUGCGUUUCGAGCAUGUUUGGUUGGAGAAGAGUGAGGAUGGGAGCCAAUUCGUGCAUCCAAUGGAGUAAUUGUCAGUCCUGGACUUUGUUGAUGGACAUGUUCGAGAAAGCGGACCACUAAUCACGCAUCUAGAAAGCACACCAUUUAAGCUGGUAGAAGGAGUGAAAGAGCUAAAGGAAUUAGCAACAAAGUUGAAGGAUGUUAAUGAAUUCCUGGUUGAUUUGGAGCACAAUCAAUAUAGGUCCUUUCAGGGAUUGACUUGUUUAAAGCAAAUCUCUACAAGGACAGAGGACUUUGCAAUAGACACUCUGAAAUUGCGUGUGCAUGUUGGACCAUACUUGAGGGAAGUUUUCAAAGAUCCAUCCAAGAGAAAGGUCAUGCAAGGGGCAGAUUGUGAUAUAUUGUGGCUUCAACGAGACUUUGGCAUUUAUGUGUGCAACCUCUUUGAUACUGGGCAGGCUUCAAGGGUGCUGCAACUAGAGAGGAACAGUCUGGGAUACCUGCUUUAUCACUUUUGUGGAAUUGAUGUAAACAAAGAAUAUCAGAACGCAGACUGGAGAGUUCGACUGCUUCCUGAUGUAAUGCUCAGAUAUGCCAGAGAAGAUACACACUAUUUGUUACAUUUAUAUGAUUUAAUGAAGAGUAGACUGCUAUCAGUGCCAUCAUCUGAUGGAAAUAAGGACACCCUUCUCAUGGAGGUGUACAAGAGAAGCAAUGAAAUUUGCAUGCAUCUUUAUGAGAAGGAAUUGCUGACGAAUGAAUUGUUUAUUCAUAUAUAUGGGUUACGAGAAGCUAAUUUUAACUCACAGCAACUUUCUAUUGUUUCUGAUCUUAAUGAAUGGAGAGACAGUGUAGCUCGAAGGGAGGAUGAAACUACAGGAUAUGUAUUGCCAAACAAAGCUCUACUUGAGAUUGCAAGAAAAAUGCCUCUUUCCUCCUCUAAGUUAUGGCAUCUGGUCAAAUUGAAAUCCCCAUACGUAGACCAUAAUCACCAAACCAUAAUCAGGAUUAUCCGGGAUUCAAUUCAAAAUGCCUCUGCCUUUGAGAAACAUGCUGAAGCGUUAAAGAACUAUCUGCAAGAGAAAUACGAGCAACAAAUUGAAGCAGUUGGCUACAGCUCUGUACCUUUGUUCCAUGUCCAAGAAUGUGAAGGGUCAAAAGUCCUUCCUCUGCCUGAAAUAGGGUGCUUUUUCAAGCCCCCUGAUUCACCUGAGAAAAAUAAUGAAAAGAGAGGGAAUGGAAGCAUCAGGGUCUCAAAAUCAGAAAAACCAUAAGAAAAUAUGAUAAGGCUGAUAUCAAGAUACAGCAGUAUAAAUCCUGUUUGUUUCUCCACCAAAAAAAUUUGGUGAUGCAUUGGCAAACUGCGGUGGUGGCGGUUAAGAAAUAGGCUCACCCGUUGCACUAAUUCACAAAUUUAGUUGAAAAUGUCAAAUGUUAACUGAACUAAUGCCUGCCGUCAUUUGUGAUA
Molecule: messenger RNA, 1912 nt
Organism: Asparagus officinalis (garden asparagus)
Lineage: Eukaryota; Viridiplantae; Streptophyta; Magnoliopsida; Asparagales; Asparagaceae
Product: protein RRP6-like 2
Exons: 14
Biological process (GO): poly(A)-dependent snoRNA 3'-end processing; exonucleolytic trimming to generate mature 3'-end of 5.8S rRNA from tricistronic rRNA transcript (SSU-rRNA, 5.8S rRNA, LSU-rRNA); nuclear polyadenylation-dependent snoRNA catabolic process
Cellular component (GO): nuclear exosome (RNase complex); nucleolus
Molecular function (GO): nucleic acid binding; nucleotide binding; 3'-5'-RNA exonuclease activity
Source: RefSeq, a predicted model, not a curated record